Messenger RNA from Aspergillus terreus NIH2624, 1647 nucleotides. Its product is annotated as putative MFS transporter. Gene Ontology annotation, biological process: transmembrane transport. The transcript has 7 exons. The record is from RefSeq and is a predicted model, not a curated record. NCBI's taxonomy places the organism in Eukaryota, Fungi, Ascomycota, Eurotiomycetes, Eurotiales, Aspergillaceae. Gene Ontology annotation, molecular function: transmembrane transporter activity. The coding region runs from base 1 to 1647 and encodes 548 amino acids.
AUGUCUACCACAGUUUUGUCUAUGAAAGACGAGGCAGAGUCCACAAAGAACACAGCAAUGAAAGCGCAAAUGGACGCCACAGACAUCGUCGAUCGAGAGAAGGCUCAUACUGCUGAGCAGAAUGGCCUCAAAAUCCAUCCACAACCGACAUCUGACCCGCUGGAUCCAUUGAAUUGGUCCCGACUACAGAAACAUACUAUACUGGGGAUUGUGAUGCUAAAAUACUUCCUCUUCACCUACAUCACCACUACAACCGUCCCAUCCUUUCCCGAAAUCCAGACUCAGUUCGACAUCUCCUACUCCCAAGUCAACUGGACCGUAGCCAUCCCCGCCUUAGGGCUAUCCAUUGGCCCGCUCUUUUGGUCCUCUCUCAGUGAUAUCUAUGGCCGGCGCAUCAUCUUCAUCCUGGGCACCGUCAUCGCCCUGGUGUCGACAGUCGGAGCUGCUGUAGCCGACACUUAUGGCGGAUACAUGACUGCCCGGUUCUUCCAGGGAUUCGGAGUGAGCCCAGGCUCGACCGUAGGAAUGGCCGUGGUCAACGAUCUCUUCUUCGACUAUGAGCGCGGCCAGAAGCUCGGCCUUUGGGUCCUAGCCAUCGACUCUGGACUCCUCCUCGGUCCUACCUUCGGCGGCUUCCUCAACCUCGUCAGCGCCGCAUGGAUCAAUUGGUUUAACGCCAUCCUCUUCGCCGCCCUCCUCGUCCUCGAGCUCGCCCUCAUGCCCGAAACCCUCUAUCCGCGCUCCCUCAUGCUGCAACUCAUGUCCCGAGACCCCUUGACAGCGCCAUCCUCCGACAUCGAAAGCCCGGCCGAGAAGCCCGUCCCGGCCACAACAACCCCACCAGGAAAGAUGAACGACUCAACUACUCAAAUGGUCGAAGUCUCCCGGACCAAGAACCUCCCGUUCAUCAACCUCCGCCCCGUCCCGGGCAUGCGCCACCCCAAGCCGUGGGAUGCGGUGGUCCGCUUCUUCUUGACCUUUCAAUUUCCCGUGGUCGUCAUCGCCGUCAUCGGGUACUCCUUCGUCUGGUACUGGUGGGUUCUGUCGGUGAUCACGAUGGUGCCGGCGGCGUAUGCGUCGUACACGCCGUUGAUCCAGGGUCUGCUUUUCCUCGGGCUCCUGAUUGGCACUGUCGUCUCCGAGGUGUGCUGCUCCGGCCGCUUGAGCGACUACAUCGUUGGGAAGCUGGCGCGGCGUAAUGGCAGCGUGCGCGUCGCCGAAAUGAGACUGUGGUUGGCGUAUCCUGCCAUCCUCCUGACGGCUGUCGGGUUGAUUCUAUGGGGUGUCAGCGUCGACAAAUCCUACCACUGGAUGGUGGGCCAAGUGGCUUUCUUCCUCUCCCCAGUCGCCGCUGGCAUCCAAAUCGGCAACACAGUCACAAGCAGCUAUAUCAUCGACAGCUACCCGCUCCAGUCAACUAGCGUAGUCAUAUUCUAUGCCGUCUUCCUGAAUCUGAGUGCCUUUAUCAAUCCCUUCUUCAUUGCAAACUGGCAGGCAGCAGUCGGAUGGACCUGGACUUUCACAGCGCAGGCGCUGAUUGUCGUCGUCGCCGGCACUGCCGUUUUUCUCAUUUUACAACGGUUUGGAGCGCUUUUACGCGCAAAAGCGCCGGUACCGUCAUGGGUUAAUCCCGAGUUUGAUUCCUAG